Laetiporus sulphureus 93-53 is the source of this 1932-nucleotide messenger RNA. Its product is annotated as vacuolar protein sorting-associated protein 45. NCBI's taxonomy places the organism in Eukaryota, Fungi, Basidiomycota, Agaricomycetes, Polyporales, Laetiporaceae. Gene Ontology annotation, biological process: vesicle-mediated transport; intracellular protein transport. The transcript has 10 exons. The coding region runs from base 1 to 1932 and encodes 643 amino acids. The record is from RefSeq and is a predicted model, not a curated record. Gene Ontology annotation, cellular component: Golgi membrane.
AUGGACGUCGUAAAGGCAGUGGAGACCUAUGUUACGAAACUGAUAUCCGUGCCACCAACAAUGAAGGUCCUAUUGCUUGAUGGACACACAACUCCGAUUGUAUCCCUUGCUUCCACUCAGUCCACUCUCCUCUCACACCAAGUAUAUCUCACCGACAAGAUUGACAACAAGAAUCGUGACAGUAUGCCACAUAUGAAGUGCGUAUGCUUUCUGCAAGCCAGCGAAGAGAGCCUGGAGGCAUUGGAGGCGGAGCUGCGCGAGCCAAAGUAUGGGGAAUACUACCUCUAUUUUAGCAACGUCCUGACCAAGACUUCCAUCGAGCGCCUUGCAGAAGCAGAUGAGUAUGAGGUUGUCAAGGAAGUGCAGGAAUACUUUGCAGACUACGCCCCGAUUCUCCCCUCUCUCUUCUCUCUCAACCACACUCCAAGCACAACUCAUCCUCUAUAUGGCAACUCGCCGAAUGCCUGGAACCCGAAGGCCCUCGAUCGCGCAGUGCAGGGCCUCACCGCCGUACUACUGAGCUUGAAGAAGAAGCCAGUGAUCAGAUACGAGAAGUCCAGCCCGAUGGCGAAGAAGUUGGGGGUGGAGAUCCAGCACCGGAUACAAACCGAGUCCACCUUGUUCGACUUCCGGCUCACGCAAGUUCCACCACUGCUGCUCAUCCUUGACCGACGGAACGACCCUGUCACACCGCUGCUCUCGCCAUGGACAUACCAAGCCAUGGUUCAUGAGAUGCUCGGAAUCCAGAAUGGGCGGGUGGAUCUCAGCCUCGUUCCCGACAUCAGACCCGAACUGAAGGAAGUAACCCUCACGACCGCCACCGACCCCUUCUUCCAGGCACACCACCUCGCGACGUUCGGCGACCUCGGCACGUCGCUUAAGGCAUACGUGCAGUCGUACCAGUCUCACUCGCUCGCACAUGACCCCAAGGCGAUCAACUCAAUUAGUGACAUGAAACGAUUCGUGGAAGAGUAUCCCGAGUUCCGCAAACUCAGCGGGAACGUGAGCAAGCACGUUGCGAUCGUAGGCGAGCUGAGCAGGGUCGUCGAGCGGGACCGGCUGCUCGACGUAGGCGAGGUAGAACAGGGACUGGCGACGGGAUCGGGCGCGGAUCUGAAGAGCGUACAAGCACUCAUCGCAAACCCACUCAUUCAACCAUGGAACAAGCUCCGUCUCGUCAUCCUCUACGCGCUACGAUACCAGAAAUCGCAACCACACAACGUGGCCUCGCUUAUCAAUCUCAUGUUGGAGAACGGAGUGCAGCGCGAAGAUGCUCGACUUGUAUACGUCAUCCUCAAUAUUGCCGGCUCGGACCAGCGCCAAGACGACCUUUUCUCGGCCGAGUCGCUCUUUGCAAAGGGUCGGUCAGCUUUGAAGGGCUUGAAGGGCGUGGAGAACGUCUACAUGCAGCAUCAGCCGCAUCUCGCCGAGACACUGGAAGACCUGUUCAAGGGCCGCCUGCGCGAUACCAGCUACCCAUUCCUCGAUGGAGGGGGGCCGAACGCAAGUUUGCAACGACCGCAAGACGUUAUCAUCUUCAUGAUUGGCGGCACGACGUACACCGAGGCGCGGGCCGUCGCAUUGCUGAACCAGGAGUCCGCCCAGAGCGGUUCGUCCACGGCUGGCGUACGCCUACUUCUCGGCGGGACAUGUAUCCAUAAUUCGUCAAGCUUCGUCGAGAUGAUUCGUUCUGCCGCGACGAACUUCCCCGCAUCCGUGUACGAACCCCCGCCAGGGACUUCAAGUACCAACAUGCCAUCGCUGAACUUGAAUCUAGGCGGAGUGAAUGUGAGUCUUGGUGGCCCUGCAGGCACCGGAGUGUACAGGACGAGCAACGAGGGCGUGAGCGUGCAGGCAGACGGGCUCAAAGAUGGGGUGAAGAGCCUUCUUGGAAAAGUCAAACAAGGAGUCGAUCGCAUAGCGUCCCAGUAG